UUUUAUUUUCCACAGUUGCAUUUUUCUCUGGUAAAUACCUCCUCACAGAGGCCACAACACUCUGUUAUGUAUUACUAUAUGGGUAAUAUGAAACCGUAUUUUGAGCCUCCAUCCAUAGAAAUUCGAUCUAAUUCAAAUCAAAUUGUAUGUUGGAAUAAUGUCGAGUUUCAAUGUCUGAAAAGAAACAGACCAGUCAUAUUUUAUAGUCGAGUUUAAUCAAUUAUUGUCGUCAACAAUAUGGACGCAUCCGUCUCCCACGGAAUAACGAGAAGAGCAUCUGGAUUGUCGCCAGAUGUUCAAAGACAGCAAACGUUCACAUUCGGUAUGAACAAAAACCAACGCAUUCCGUCUAGAGAUCAAACACAAGUCACACAUUUUGCCAAGUUGUGGCAGGAACGAUUGCUGGCUAGGAAAACACUUUCCCAGAAGAAAUUUCAGGCCAGAGCAACAUUUAGAAAAGCGAUCAAGAAGAUUUUAUCAUCCUUAAAAGUGAUAAAUGCUUUCUUAAGUUGCUCAUCGAACACCACCAGUUCGCAUGGUCGCCACGAUGCAGUGCGAUAUCUCAUGGACGUACCGGACAUCACUGGAAAUCAUGUUCCAGAUGAAGGAAGAUCUGCUAGAAAGGAUGCAAACUCUCCAACACCCUUAUUUGAUCCGGCUUGGUUUAAAGCAAACCGCGAGAUCCGUCUCAGCAGUGAAACCAAAGCAAUUUUAAGUCAACAACCACAUACAAGAACGCCAGAACAAAUUCAAACGGUGUUUCGAUCUCUGCAAACGCUUCCUUCAUUUGCGGAAUAUCCCUUGUACCACCAGAAGGCAAUCUGUCACGAAGCCUCAUUUCAAAGUUUUCCGCCAAACGUAACGAUUCUUCAGCAAGGCCACCGAGCAGACAACUUUUAUUUUGUGUUAUUUGGAUCAGCUACUGCGAUAUCGAAAGAUGAUGAAAAUGACGCAGAAAACAGUAACGAGUCGGUUUCUGUGGUCAAGAGAGGGAUGGCAUUUGGUGAGGCAGCCAUCAUGACUAAUUCUCUGAGAAAAGUUACCGUUACUUCCAAGACGUACAUUGAACUGCUCGUUGUCAGUAAAGAGGAUUAUGCUAAAAUCUUUUUGGGGGCAGAUUCUGACAGUGGGAAAAAAGAAUACAUAUCUUUUCUAAGGACAGUUGACUUUCUUCGUGACUGGCCAGUUGAUAUCCUGGAAUCGUAUCCAGAACAUUCUCAACAUUGCUAUUUCAGGAGAGGAACGGUUAUUGUUCGCAAUAGUAAUAGUUCUCCAUGGCUGUAUGUUGUAAAAUCGGGAGUAUGCGAAGUUCUUAUUAGAUUAAAUGCUGUAAAACCAAGGAAAGCAAUUGGAAGGAAUGUGCGGGAAUUAUCAAGUUUGGAAGCACUUACAAAAACCACGAUGGAGCGACGGCAAGAAAUACGAAAUAGGAGAAUUCAAGAUGGAGAAAAACAUUUUACAAAUUUACCAAACGUUAAUGGAAAAGAAAAAAGUUCACCCAUACCAAGCUUCAGGAGGAAAACUCUUUGCUUUGUUCCUGGGUUAGGUCUGGUGAACAGUCAAACAAUAUCCCAACGAAAGUCCGCACGAUCAGAGGUAGCCCCAAUAGCAGAAGAUGACGUCUUUCCAGACUUCGUGAACAACGACGUAAAAACAACAAACUCUAGUAAGAGCAGCAAUACCACCAUUAGUAGUCUUUCAAACAGACGUGUUUCUUGUCAACUUCCAAGAAUCAGCCAGUCGAACAGCGUUGUGAUGACACGAAGGAAGUCAAAAACAAUGCCGGAUUUCAAUCAGGCAAAUGAUGUAUCAAGCAUUUCACUAGGAAGAACCAGAUCCUUUUCUUUGCCAUCAACAUCAAUAUUUAGUGAAAAAUUUUCAAGACUUUCGAAAACGAAGCCGGCUUUCGUUCAAAUCGACUUAUUGCAUCCAAAAAGAGUAUUUGGUUUGUCUGAACUCGAUUUUAAAUACAACGCUUUGGAUCCUGGGCGACCGGCAAACGUCAGUUUGGUGAGCCGAGGAGCGGAGUGUAUUAUGAUCUCUAAGAAAUUCUUCAUAGAACAUGCCAAUGCGCUCACAAAGCGUUGGAUCCGCCUUAACGUGCAACCUUAUCUACCCACAGAGAAACAUCAACAAACGCUUCAAGAAAAGACUGACUGGGAUGCGUUCAAAAAGAAACUUGUAACAAGUAUAGUGAACGAAAAUACAAAGACAAGUUUAUCACACUCUAAAAGAGGUUGAUUCCUCGUUCACCAAUCUUAAUAGAGAAAAUGAAGAACAUGGAAUAUCACUUGUUGUACAGUAUACUGUGAAUUUGGGGUGUUCAUUGUUCAUGUGAGGUUGCUUGUUCUACUUUGAUGCAUGUGUGCGCAUCUUGGCAUCGGCUCGGCGCUGUGAAAGGAGAUCCUGGUAGUUCUUUUGUCUGAAGACAAGGUAUAUUUCUACAUUAAAUUUGUAUACAAUCAUAACCAUAAAUUUGGUCGAGUUCUAAUGCAAAUGCUGCAUUCAUCAGUUUUAAUUGGUAACGCUAUUCGAUAUGAUGCAACAUCCUGGCUUCGCCCUAUUCAUUCAAUUCAUUACGAGCAUGUCUAUUUCUAACGAAUAAGAGCAAAACUGACCUCUGUUUGGUCGCCAUGUGCAAAUAUAUCAAGAUCUUGUUUUAAACUGCAAGCUUCAAUCACCUUUUGAUAUCUACAUGUAAGAUAAAAAUAUCAGUUUAUGUGCCUUGGGAUUUCACUUAGUUGAACUGGUAGCAUCUUAUUGCCAAGAAUAUGAGGUGCAGACCAUCUAUAUCGAUAACUCAAAGAACCUCAUUAUCAUGUACUCUAUAAUGGUGUUAAAACUCGCGCACAUACCAUAUUUAUUAGGCAGAAAUAAAACGUUUGGAAUCACUAUAGCAAACAAAUGUAAACCUACCGUAAGGGUUUGAAUGCCACACCAAAUACGAUAUUCUCUUUGACAGUAGCAUUCAUUAACCAUGCCUUGAUGAUGAAGUAAAUAGAAAUUAGACGACUGUCGGGGCGGACUCAGG
Dendronephthya gigantea is the source of this 3031-nucleotide messenger RNA. RefSeq lists its product as uncharacterized. Bases 238 to 2241 code for a protein of 667 amino acids. Lineage: Eukaryota; Metazoa; Cnidaria; Anthozoa; Malacalcyonacea; Nephtheidae. The transcript is spliced from 19 exons. The record is from RefSeq and is a predicted model, not a curated record.